AUGUGUCUUGGAAAGGAAUUCAAACGAAACUUUACUUUUACCCAUAAUCCAUCGUGUACUCCCUGUGAAUGCAAUGAUUAUUGUAUAAGGCGAGCCACCUGUUGUCCCUCUAAGUUUUACAGACAAACAACUGCUCCAGAAUUUAUUGAAUAUCCCCCUAUUCUUGAUGAAAAAGAGCAAGGUCUUCCCUUGUCAUGUCUGGAACCUUUAUGGAACAUGGCAUCGGGAAUCAGGUCUUGGCAGUCGUACUGGAUGAUUCAAACAUGUCCAAAUGGUAGUAGCUGUAUGCCGCCUAUAUCAAGUAAUAUCUCAAAUAUCACACCUGUAACAUCUUUAAUAACAAAUGAAACGUAUUUCAACAUCAAUUGUGCUUUCUGUAACAAUGAACAAACAUUUGAUCUCGUGUUUUGGGAUAAGAAAAAGAUUUGCACCACUCGAUCUACUCUCAUGGCAACAGAUGAUCCAGAAAAUCUUUUUCAGUAUGUCUUUGCCAUUGAUCCAGUAUGCAACAUCGGUUUUUAUCCUUCAGAAUCUUCUCAAGAAAUUGCUAAAUCAUGCGUAACGCAUAAAUACGAUCCUUAUUUCAUAAGAGAGACAAUAGCCAAUGACUCUUACCUCCCUCAUGCCUGCCAGAAGUACCAUCUCCCCUACAAUUCCAAUGACAAAGUCUUUAAAAACAUAUACUGUGCGCUGUUGGAACAUGAUGCUAGUUUUCUUAAUAUUCAGUACAAACAAAGUGGAUCAUUUGGCGGAGUUGAUAGUAUGCUAACUACCUUUUCAGCCCUAAUGGACUUUAAUCAAAAUGAAAAAGAAGUGAUUACAAAGAACUCGAAAUGCAAACCAGAUGAAAUAUUUGACGAAAAAAUGGACAAGUGCUUGAAAAUUAGUUGUGAGGCAGAGUAUUUACGUUACAACUCAGAGUGCAAUCCAUUGUACCCCAUGCUCGAAGAGAACAACUACGAGUUAAAUCUGAAAGUAACACCUCUUUAUGACUAUGACAGAGAUGAAUUGCAAUUAUUCAUUCCUUCGGUCAUUCGAGCACUUCAAGAUGUCUUGUCACAUCAUAACAUGACUAAGUAUCUCUGUAGAAUCUCAGGCUUGAUCCCUUCUUCCACGAAUGAAAUGUUUCUUGCGAUUGUUAUAGAACUAUCGAUCAACCAUUUUCAUAGCUUUGACCAUAUGAUAGAAAAAUUAGUAAAUAUGUUUUCCAAUUUCAAUUUGACGUUAAAUCCUGAAUUCAUGCCACCAUUUCAUGGCUUAAUCUCUGUGCUCGGACAGAGUUUUCAUAUCUACGGCACUUCUUUGUUUAGUAGACUCAUUAAAAAUCGAUACUAUGUAAACCCAAUGAAUGGACAUAGAAUGGAAUUGCAUGAUAGCAUAAACAUGCUGAAUGAUAAUGAGUUUGACCCAGCGCGUUCACUUUGUCUCAAAGAUCAGAUGAUGGUCGUCGCAGCGGACUGGUAUCGCUGUCCAAAGGUUAAAAUAAGAACCACAGAUGCUAAACUAGACGUUUCCAAUUUCUCCGUAUGUCUUAUAGAGUACCAAUCCUGUUUUUCCUCAAAGUAUUUCAAGGAGUCUUUAGAUAAACGGGGUGUUGAAAUUUGCCUCAGUCAGUAUACCAAUGCAAUCACCCAGCCUAUCAGUCUAUUAUCGACCUCAGACGACCGCUUAAUGAAGUAUUUUUCAUUAUUUUGUCUCUCUCUUUCAUCACUAGCUUCAAUAGUAACUAUUCUUACAUUUGUUUUCAAUACUUCUCACAGAACACUUGCGGAUAUCAAUAUUAUUAUUUUAGCUGUGUUGUCAGUUUUGGCAAAUACGACUUAUACGUUCUCCAAAUUCUUUCUUUGGAGCAAAUAUCUUUGCAUUGGAAUAGGUAUGUUAGUUCAUUUCUUUUGGUUGUCUGUAAUAUGUUGGAUGAGUUUAUCUACCUUCCAGAUCUUUCAAACAUUUACGUCCUUCUCAACUGCACAGGUGAAAGUCAGGUCGCGGGUUCUUGCUUUCAUGCUGAUAGAUAUUUUCAUUUCUUUGGUCUUUAUUGCUAUCAAUGUCAUUGUGAGCUAUAUUGAAAGUAAUGGUGAGAGCUUUGGUUACUCUCCUAAUACCUGUUAUAUCGGUAACCCGAAUAUGAUCCUGUUCUCUUUCGCACUACCAGUUGGACUCUUUGUCUGCAUCAAUAUUUUCAUGUUUGUGGUGACUGUGUCCAGGAUUCGAGACAAAGUAACCAUUAGGAAGUCAAAGGAACAAGGGAAAAUGAGUGCUUACUUUCGGCUUUCUACCAUUACUGGUGCCGCAUGGUUGUUUGGUUUUCUGGCUCAAUUCACAGAACUCCAGUUAUUUUCUAUGUUACACACCCUUCUUAAUGGUGGUCAAGGUGUAUUUGUAUACAUGGCUUUUGGGCUGUCACUAAAUCUGAAAUGUCUGUUUAGUAAAUCUUCUCCAGGUACAGAAAAGAACACAGAAAGUGAAUCUAAAAAUAAAUCUAUAUAAAUAUUUUCCAUAAAUGAAUUUGUAGCAUUAAAGAAUCAGUGUAAAAUUU
This is a messenger RNA of Saccostrea cuccullata (small rock oyster), 2536 nucleotides long. RefSeq lists its product as uncharacterized. The record is from RefSeq and is a predicted model, not a curated record. The transcript has 2 exons. Gene Ontology annotation, biological process: G protein-coupled receptor signaling pathway; cell surface receptor signaling pathway. Gene Ontology annotation, molecular function: G protein-coupled receptor activity. Gene Ontology annotation, cellular component: membrane. The coding region runs from base 1 to 2487 and encodes 828 amino acids. Lineage: Eukaryota; Metazoa; Mollusca; Bivalvia; Ostreida; Ostreidae.